AUGACUUCCAUCUCAAGCCUUCUGAACGAGCCAAUACCGAAAGCUCCUCAGUCUUCGCCUGUGAUCGCGACCACAGACAAGAAGCCCGCAAAAAGUCUGGACACAAAUGCCUUCUCGGACACAAGUCUACCCGACAGGGUCGUAUGGUUACAAUUGGAGUUGGCAUUCCUGAAACAGCAGAUGGAAAGUCUGGAGCGCAAUAUUGCCUUGCUUCUGUCACCUGGCGACACCAAGGAACGAAGCUGGCAGUCAAAGCAUGACGAAACCGGCAAUGGUCACAAGUGGACUUCAAUCAAUAGCGAACUCGAGGACUACGAGCUGGAUGAUUUCAUGGAAGAAUUUGUGAACGACGGUUAUGAUGGGUGCUUGUAG
Messenger RNA from Pseudocercospora fijiensis CIRAD86, 372 nucleotides. RefSeq lists its product as uncharacterized. The record is from RefSeq and is a predicted model, not a curated record. The transcript has a single exon. The coding region runs from base 1 to 372 and encodes 123 amino acids. Lineage: Eukaryota; Fungi; Ascomycota; Dothideomycetes; Mycosphaerellales; Mycosphaerellaceae.